This is a messenger RNA of Aspergillus eucalypticola CBS 122712, 423 nucleotides long. RefSeq lists its product as uncharacterized. The transcript has a single exon. The record is from RefSeq and is a predicted model, not a curated record. The coding region runs from base 46 to 270 and encodes 74 amino acids. NCBI's taxonomy places the organism in Eukaryota, Fungi, Ascomycota, Eurotiomycetes, Eurotiales, Aspergillaceae.
GUUGAUCCAGUGGCAGUCCAUGCUGCCCCCCGCGUGCAUCAACCCAUGCAGCUCUGUGGCAUUGACUCCCUCUUUUGCCUUCAUGCUCUGCUGCUCACGUUCCGCUGCAACGGCCAUGCGCCCUCCGCGCAAGACCUUAUCUCCUCGGUCGCCCGACGAUCUCUUGCCUCUACUACGAUUGACCCCGGUAAUUUUGUUAGGACAGUGGGAAGGUUCAGGGAUCUGAAUCCUUUGUCUUUUGCUGUUCACAUGAGUAUUAAUACUUCAUAGGGCCAUUCAGCGUUGCUAUUCAAGGCUUCACCAUGGCGAUUUAAGAAGACGGUGCCGAAUGGGAGACUUACCACUUCAAGGAUUCAAAUCCCUGCAACUCUCCACCGUACCAACAAAAUCACCGGGGGUCAACCACUAGGUAUCUGGGCUGAC